ACUAACAUGGUUCUGUUAGGUGAAAUUUUUCCAAAUUUCGUGGCAAAUACGCAAAUUGGCACUAUUAAUUUUCACGAUUGGCUAGGCGACUCAUGGGGAAUAUUAUUUUCUCAUCCGAACGAUUUUACGCCUGUAUGCACAACGGAAUUAGCUCGAGUUGUCAAAUUGAUGCCCGAAUUUGACAAACUGGGAGUAAAAGUUAUCGCAUUGUCGUGUAAUUCUGUCGAUUCGCAUCGUAAAUGGAUAGAAGACAUAAAGUCUUAUGGCGAAAUAACUGACAAGGAGUUUCCUUAUCCGAUUAUAGAGGAUGAAACACGGAAACUCGCAACAUUAUUAGGAAUGCUGGAUCCUGCGGAAGUUGAUAGUCAUGGUAUACCGUUGACUGCUAGAGCGGUAUAUAUUAUCGAUCCUGCCAAAAAAAUGCGAUUAUCAAUAUUAUAUCCUGCCACCACUGGAAGAAACUUUGAUGAAAUUUUACGAGUGAUUGAAUCGCUUCAUCUGACAGAAGAGUAUAAAGUAGCAACGCCUGUCGAUUGGAAGAAAGGAGAAGAUGUUAUGCUUCAGCCUACCGUGUCCGAAGAAGAAGCGAAAACACUGUAUGAGAAUAUGAAAAUUUUAACAGUACCUUCGGGCAAAACUUAUUUGCGUAUCGUACCGCAACCAACUGCACAUAAAUAAUUCUUUGAAAUAUGAAAAAAACAAGUAUUUUACAGUGUAUUCUCUUAAAUUGUCAAAACUAAUGUUUGCAAAAAUUAAAAUACACAUUCCGAUGAUAUAUUGAAUUUCG
Messenger RNA from Colletes gigas, 787 nucleotides. RefSeq names its product peroxiredoxin-6 (gene Prx6a). Gene Ontology annotation, molecular function: peroxiredoxin activity. The record is from RefSeq and is a predicted model, not a curated record. Gene Ontology annotation, biological process: cellular oxidant detoxification; cell redox homeostasis. The coding region runs from base 7 to 678 and encodes 223 amino acids. The transcript is spliced from 5 exons. Lineage: Eukaryota; Metazoa; Arthropoda; Insecta; Hymenoptera; Colletidae. Gene Ontology annotation, cellular component: mitochondrion; cytosol.